AUGACCGCCAGCAACCCCGCCAUGGAGACGGAUUUGGAAAAAGUGGGCAUCGACCCCUACGACUCCAAGCUCGACCAUGUCGACUCCAAGAUCGAGCCCCGCUACCUGGUGGUCUCCAGCGACACCCCCGAGGCCGCAGACGCUCCCGGGGCGGUGAAGAGAGGCCUCAAGUCCCGUCAAGUGCAAAUGAUUGUCCUCGGUGGCACCAUCGGUACCGGGCUUUUCAUCUCCACCGGUAACAUUAUCGCCCAGGCCGGCCCCGGGCUGGCAUUGAUUGCCUUUCUUUUCAUGACCACCCUUUGUUUCAGUGUCACCAUGUCCCUUGGGGAGAUGGUCGCCUAUAUCCCGAUUACGGGUUCUUUCGCCCAGUUCGCCACCCGGUGGGUUUCUCCCGCGAUCGGUGCUGCCAACGGUUGGAACUACUGGUUCUCGUGGGUGAUCACGUUCGCUCUUGAGCUUUCGAUUAUCGGCGAUGUCAUCGGCUACUGGACCCACGCCGUGCCGCUUUGGGCGUGGAUCACGAUUUUCUUCGUGGUGUUAUCAGCGCUUAAUUUCUUGCCUGUCACUUUUUACGGGGAAAUCGAGUUCUGGAUGGCGUUGAUCAAAGUGUUAGCCGUUGUCGGCUGGUUGAUCUACGCCCUCUGCAUGGUGUGUGGCGCUAACAACGUCAGAGGCGCCGUCGGGUUCCGCUACUGGCACCACCCUGGUGCGUGGGGUCCCGGCUAUAUGGUGCAGAGCGAUGUCGCUACCGGCCGCUUUUUGGGGUGGCUUAAGUCGUUAAUCGCCGCCGCCUUCACCUUCCAAGGUACCGAGACCGUCGGUAUCACCGCCGGUGAGCUGAAGAACCCGCGUAAAACAUUGCCCCUGGCCAUCCGCAAGGUCAUCUGGCGUAUCCUCAUUUUCUACGUGUUGUCGAUCUUCUUUAUCGGUUUACUUGUCCCCUAUGACGACCCUCGGUUAUCGGCUAACCAGCCCGAAGAUUCUACUAUUGCAUACUCGGCUACCUCACCGUUUAUCAUUGCCAUUUUAAACAGUGGCACCAACGUCCUCGACCACAUUUUCAACGCCGUCAUCUUAAGUACGGUGAUUUCCGCCGGUAACUCGAACGUUUACUUGGCCAGUCGGGUGUUAUACGCGUUGGCUGAGUCGUACGUGGCUCCUCGCUUUUUGAUGUGGACUCCUUAUAAGGGGGUUCCCGUGCUCUGUGUUGCCAUCCUGGCCGCAUUUGGUGCCUUGGGUUACUUGGCGGUGAACCUGGCGUCGAUGGAAGCGUUCGACUGGUUAUUGAACAUUUCUGCUACCGCUGGUUUGAUCGCCUGGGGGUGGAUCUCGGUGUGCCACAUCCGGUUCAUGAACAUCUUGCGGAGCCGAGGCAUCGACCGUAAAACGCUCCCUUUCAAAGCGCCGUUCAUGCCCUACGCCGCCUACUACUCGUGCUUCCUCAUCUUCCUCAUCGUGCUCGUCAACGGGUUCGACGUGUUCUGGGACGUCACCGCCGCCGGCUUCUUCACCGCCUACAUCUCGCCCAUCUUCUUCGUCUUCUGCUGGUUGGUGUUCACCAUCAUCUUCAACAUGCCCAAGGAAGGCCCUUGGCAUAAGCGGUUCUUUGCCGGCCUCAAAGGGUUCGACCCGCGCAAAUGGGUGGUGCCCCUUGACGAGUGUGACAUCGACACCGGGGCCCGGUACAUCGAGGACCUCGACGUUGUCGACGAGAAGCCGAUGCCGUGGUGGAAGCGGAUCUUCAAGUCGGUCUUCUAA
Molecule: messenger RNA, 1758 nt
Organism: Diutina rugosa
Lineage: Eukaryota; Fungi; Ascomycota; Pichiomycetes; Serinales; Debaryomycetaceae
Exons: 1
Coding region: 1-1758 (585 amino acids)
Biological process (GO): amino acid transmembrane transport
Cellular component (GO): membrane
Molecular function (GO): amino acid transmembrane transporter activity
Source: RefSeq, a predicted model, not a curated record